GAAGUGGUGGCAAGCUCGCAAUGAAGGGGCGGACGGUGCUUGUGACUUGCCGCUGACCAUGUCUUUGACUCCUUCCACAUCUCGCGAAUCAUCCACCUCUAACGUAUCAGUAAACAAGCAAAUUAUUUUGGAAGAAGACGAAUAUACAGAAGGCCUCUCUCGCAUCAUUGCCCGCGACUUUUUCCCCACUCUAAACCACCUCACAGCUGCGAACGAAUAUCUAUCCGCUCUUGAAUCACAAGAUCCGAGCUUAAUCAACAAUUCUAUUAGAACCUUGCAAGAUCUAGGGCCGACACCGCUCGUGCGACAUGGUCAGACGCAAACUCCACUACGUACACCUGCUCGCAACGGUUCCCAAAGUGGCCCUAACAAGCGACGAAGGUACGAAGAAGACCUGAGCUUGGAUGAAUAUCAAGCUCGAUAUACGAGUGAAGAUAACGCCAGUUUUACGGAAAUCCUAGAUGAGGAAAACAAGAAACGAAGAGAAAGGUUCAAGUGGGCAUUCGAAGCGCAGAGAAAAGUCAUGGACGGAAGGCUAAUCGAAGAUACGAAAAGAGAAAGAAUGCUGCUUGAAGGAACUGGCGAAAAUGAUGCACGAGGCCCCAAAGACGAGGCUGAAACAGAGGAAGUCUUACAAGAAAAGGAAGACGUUAUCCUCGAGGAGUCGUCGGAGACGAAGGAUGUGAUGGGUCCCACUCAAGACGACCGAACACCAUACGUCUCGGCCUGGAAGUUCAAGGCACGAAAUAAUCUAAUGUUUGCACCAGAUGCAGAUGAAUCACCCUACCAUCCACCCGCAAAUCCUUCUAUACCAAAAGCCGUCACUGAAGGAAUCCGCGAACCAAAAUCCAUAACGCACUCAGCAACACGCCUCCCAUCACCUCCACCUGAAACGUCUCCAGAACAAAUAGUACCACCCAGCCCAACGCGUAGCCGCAUUGAUGCAGCUAUUUCGGGUGUCCGUUAUGUACCUUCUGGUGAAAGAGAAGAGGGGGCAGCUGGCCCGAACGGAUAUAAUUAUGUCCCAACGAUACCGUCCCCUUCUCCCGAUCAACUAGGUCCAGCUGCAUUGAAGGAACUCAUGACCAUGGGAACCUUGUUAUCAACGCCUCGUCUACUAUCCUCUGCGCGGGAUGGUGACCAAGCCCCGAUGGAUGAUAUCCAAGCCACACCAUUUCGUAUCAACGCACCCUCUCGCCGCGAACAAACUGGCCAUCGACUCUCGAUGAAAGCUAGCAAAUCUAUUAGAGAAAAAGCUGCACUACUUGCCGGUGGGAGCAAGAAAGGCGACAUGGCCCCUCCCUCUGUUGGGAUGACUCCAAAGAGGACUGCCGCCAAUCUGACACCGGCUGCACGAAACUUAUUGGCGCGUAGUACCGGGCAGAAGGAGACUUCUACACCACUCAGACCGAGUAUCGGUGGAAGUAUCUUUGAUGGGAACUCGAAAGGUUCGAAGGGUGUUGAGAGAGAUCUCAAAAAUGUGAAAUGGACACCAAGCCCAAUGACAAGGCGAUGA
Messenger RNA from Acaulospora colombiana, 1516 nucleotides. Lineage: Eukaryota; Fungi; Glomeromycota; Glomeromycetes; Diversisporales; Acaulosporaceae. The record is from the annotation of a GenBank genome assembly.